This is a messenger RNA of Trichoderma gamsii, 1941 nucleotides long. RefSeq lists its product as hypothetical. The coding region runs from base 1 to 1941 and encodes 646 amino acids. The record is from RefSeq and is a predicted model, not a curated record. NCBI's taxonomy places the organism in Eukaryota, Fungi, Ascomycota, Sordariomycetes, Hypocreales, Hypocreaceae. The transcript has 3 exons.
AUGAGUGCGAACCAGUCACGUCGGAGGAUAGACCCGGGCCAAAAACCCGAGAGCAGCACGAAACCCAGGACAGACAACGUGCUGCCUUAUCGAGGGAGAGAGCUUGACAAAAACAGCUUGCGACUAGUUGAGAUACAGCCGACUGCACAUGAGAGCGACCCUUUAGUUUGCACGCCGACGGAGGUCACCUUCGGUAGCAGGCCCAAGUUCGAGGCGCUGUCAUACAUGUGGGGCAUAGAGAAGGCGAACGAUACUAUCACCCCGAAUGGCCACCCAUUCGAGAUCGACGCCAUCUGCAUAAACCAGAGUGAUGUGGAGGAACGGAGUCGACAGGUUAGGAUCAUGGACCAAAUUUACUUCAGAGCCAGCACGGUCGUGGUUUGGUUGGGGAGCAAGUACGCAGAUAUCCAAAUAAAAAUUAAAGGCAAGCUGAAGCCAGAAGAGAGCAAGAAGCCUGAGGAAGAUUUCCCCCAGGGUAGCAGCAGCACUCUGCAGGAGAUGGUUAGACACUUGCGAACUGACCCCUACUGGGAUCGCCUUUGGAUGCUGCAAGAGAUUGGGCGAGCGAAGAAGCUCCGGGUCUGCUUUGGAACCGAGUCUUUCUCGUGGGAGUAUUUCAGGCACCUCAUCGCAAAGUAUAACAAUAAUAGGACAUCCGGGCCACUAAAUCUGGACAAAAUACUGCGCCAGGAGAAAUACAGCGGCUCGCACACUCUCAAGAGGCUACUCGAAGAGCACGAAGACGCGAAAUGCUCGGAUCCAAGAGACAAAGUCUACGGUCUCGUCGGACUUGCCUCGGACGCCGCGCAGUUUCCGGUGGACUACAGCAAGUCCCUCUAUGAGGUGUGGAAGGACACGAUGGUGUUCAUGAAUGAGUGGAAUCUUUUCAAAGAUGAAUUCAAAACUCUCAAGACUGGAAAUCUGGUGAAGAAACUCCUCAUGGCGAAUCUCAGCGAUCCCCUUGGUCAGCUCUCGAAAGCGUACGAAGACGAAGUGGACUCAACCCAAAUUAUCGACAAACUAAAAGGUCCCUUUGGUUUUCGCCUUCAGGCAGUUUCAAUCGGGUGCAUCAUCCACGUAGGACCUUCAACCAAUGAUAUUGUCUCUAUGCCUGACGAAGCGACUCAGUGGCACAUCGCCACGCAGUGUCUAUAUCCAGCGGUCGAGCUGGGAUCAGCUCAUGCAGAGUACGACAAAUUGCUCUACGCACUCUUAGAAUCAGAUGAAUCAGAGAUUGAGAAGGCGUGCUUCAACAGGCCAAGCCAUGUUACCUGGCUGGAGACCCACAAUCUCGACAAAUACAAGAGAGGCCCAGAAACCACACGAGAAUAUAUCAUGAGAGUUCAAAAAGCAGCCUUCCUCGAUACCCUCCUACCAACCGAAAGGAUUGCCCUUGUUAUCCACGACUGGGGCUCAGCACUUGCUUUGACUGGGCACUUCGUGCUCCCCGUUCCAAACUGGGACGUGUUUCGCCCUACUUUCGCGGAGAACUUCAAGGCAUUUCGCGAUCCCAUCCUCGGGCGGGAGCUGCUAAUCAACCAAAACGUUUUCAUUGAAAAGGUUUUGCCUCUCAACAUUUUACGGCAACUAUCUGAGGAAGAGAUGGGACAAUAUCGUCGCCCAUUCCUCCAAUUGGAAUUACGCGAGUCACUUUGGCGGUUUCCCAAUGAGAUUCCAAUUGAAGGAUACCCUGCUGACGUGUGGGAAAACGUUAACAAGUAUGUAGAUUGGCUACUGCAUACUGAUAGUCAGAAGCUUGUCUUCUGGGCUGAAACCGCGGUUAUUAUUACAAAGGAGACAGUAGAGAAUUUUGUUAAGAAGCUCCAAAACACAAAAAUUGUGUAUCUAGGGCUGGUCUCCAUUAUAUUCAAGAAGGUUAUCCGCACACUAUUGGCCGUGAAAUUGCUCAGUGGCUACCUAGUAAGAGAUAAGAGUACUUAG